Messenger RNA from Hyaena hyaena (striped hyena), 1918 nucleotides. RefSeq names its product calpain small subunit 2 (gene CAPNS2). The coding region runs from base 1019 to 1768 and encodes 249 amino acids. Gene Ontology annotation, molecular function: calcium ion binding. The transcript has a single exon. Lineage: Eukaryota; Metazoa; Chordata; Mammalia; Carnivora; Hyaenidae. The record is from RefSeq and is a predicted model, not a curated record.
GUGGUUGUCAGGGCCUGGCGGGAAGAAGGAAUGGGGAGUUGGGAUUUAACGGGGACAGAGCUUCAGUUUGGGAAGAUGAAAAAGUUUCCGGAGAUGGAUGGUACAGAUGGUCGCACGAUAAUAUGAAUAUACCGAAUGACAUGGAUCUGAGCUCUUAAAAACAGUUAGGAUGGUAAAUUCCAUGUUCUAUGUAUUCCACCGCAGUUUUUAGAAACUUUAAUUCAAAUUUUAAAAACAAGGCACAAAGAAGUAUAUAUUGUAUGAUUCCAUUUAUUUAAGGUACAGCAAUCAGUCUAUGGUGUUCACCAUCAGAGUAGUGGUUACUCUUGGGAGGAAAGAGGUUCUGGGGUGUGGUAAUAUUCUAUCUCUUGAUCUGGCUGUGAAAACAUGGGUGUGUACAGGGCAUGAAAUUCUCUGAGCUCUGCAUAUGCCUGUUACACUUCAGAAAAGAUUCCAAAAGUGUAGAUCAUUAGACCAACAUCAGACUACAGAGUCAGAGUCUCUAAGGAUGGGUCCUGGGGACCCUGCAUCUUAAUCCCCCCUCCCUCUUCCAAGUUUUUCUUAGGAACAUUGGACUUGGGGAAUCUUUGCUAAAGGAAAGGGAUUAGGGAACCAUUCUCCCGUUCUGCCCUUACAACAAAUCCUCCAUCGGAAAAACAUUUUUUGAUAUCUUUGAAUCAUUUAGCUUCUGUUAGGAAAAUGCGUGUCAUCUUUCAGAUGUGGAGAAAUCACUGGUGUACAGAAGCGUGUAUUUUAAUAUAUUACAUUUUAAAAUAGUAUUUUUGGUAAUUUGUCAUGCACACAAUAGCUUGGGAGUAUUUUAUCGAGGCCCUGUAAAAACUGGCAGGUGCUAGGACCUAAUGGAAGUCAGGCAUUCAGCAGGAGGGGCGUGGCGCCCUGUUAGCAGGUACAGAAAAGCCAGUUCUUCCACCUGUAAGCUAAUGAGACUCCAUUUCAGCUCUCUCCACACCAUCUCCAAGAUAUCAGUCGCUUUACACUCACUUGUUAAACCAAAAGCAUGUUUCUGGCAAAGGCUUUAUUGGAAGGGGCCGAUCGAGGUCUUGGGGAAGCUCUUGGAGGCCUUCUUGGAGGAGGUGGUCAGAGAAGAGGAGGAGGAGGAGGAAGAAAUAUUGGCGGGAUAGUCGGAGGGAUUGUAAAUUUCAUCAGCGAGGCUGCCGCAGCUCAGUACACCCCAGAGCCCCCUCCCACCCAACAGCAUUUCACCAACGUGGAAGCCAACGAAAGCGAGGAGGUCCGUCGGUUUCGGCAACAGUUUGCACAGCUGGCGGGGCCAGACAUGGAGGUGGGUGCCACCGACCUCAUGAAUAUUCUCAACAAGGUCCUUUCUAAGCACAAGGAUCUGAAGACGGACGGCUUUAGUCUCGACACCUGCCGGAGCAUUGUGUCUGUGAUGGACAGCGACGCGACCGGCAAGCUGGGCUUCGAGGAAUUUAAGUACCUCUGGAACAACAUCAGGAAGUGGCAGUGCGUUUAUAGGCAGUAUGACCGGGACCGUUCUGGGGCUCUGGGAAGCUCUCAGCUGCGAGGGGCUCUCCAGGCAGCGGGGUUCCAGCUGAAUGAGCAGCUUUACCAGAUGAUCAUCCGCCGGUAUGCCGAUGAGGAUGGAAGCAUGGAUUUCAACAAUUUCAUCAGCUGCCUGGUCCGCCUGGAUGCCAUGUUCCGGGCCUUCAGGUCUCUGGAUAGAGAUGCAGAUGGUCUAGUUCAAGUGUCCAUCCAGGAAUGGCUGCAGCUGACCAUGUAUUCCUGAGGUGGGCGCCCUCCCGGAGCACAGGGACUGCCGAAAGCCUAGCCAUGCCGUCUGCACGGUGGCCGACACCUGGCCCACCAGCUGUCAUUUCCUGCAAGCUCUUAAGCCACCUUGCAUGCUUCUGAACCGGGGCUGCUCUUUGCCGCUUCA